CUCUUACUGUGUUGCGGGACGGUGCGGGGCUGUGCUGCCCUGCCCGGGGCGGCGGUCCGGCCCCGGUGCUCCGGGGCAUUGUGCGGCGCGGUUCCGCUGCCGGGGCCGGGCGGGGGCUCCCGGGAGGCGGCAUGGAGCACCUCGGGGCUCACCACCUGCACCAAGGCCAAGCCGAGCCCAUCAGCUUCGGCAUCGACCAGAUCCUCAACACGUCGGAGCCGGGCAGCUGCAUGGUAUCGCACCCGCGGCUGCAGGACUCGGCGGACUACGGGCUGGGCUGCAUCGUGGGCAGCGCCUACAACACGGUCACGGGUGGCUACGGGGCGAGCGGCGGCGCGGCCGGCGCCUACACCGGCACCUCCUGCAGCAUGGGCGGCCUGCCCGGCUCCUACAACGUGAACAUGGCGGUGAGCAUGAACGGCAACACCUUGAGCUCGGCCGGGGGCGUGAUCCGCGUCCCGGCCCAUCGCCCGGUGGCCGGCGGCGUGCACCAGCCCCUCUCUGCCGCCGUGCCGGCGGUGAACGGCAUGAACAGUCUCACGGGGCUCACCUUCCCCUGGAUGGAGAGCAACAGGCGGUACACAAAGGACAGGUUCACAGGUCACCCCUACCAGAACCGCACGCCCCCCAAGAAGAAGAAGCCGCGCACCUCCUUCACCCGCCUGCAGAUAUGCGAGCUGGAGAAGCGCUUCCACCGGCAGAAGUACCUGGCCUCAGCCGAGCGUGCUGCCCUGGCCAAGGCCCUCAAGAUGACAGACGCCCAGGUGAAGACCUGGUUCCAGAACCGACGCACCAAGUGGAGGAGGCAGACAGCGGAGGAGCGGGAGGCCGAGCGGCAGCAAGCAAACCGCAUCCUCAUGCAGCUGCAGCAGGAGGCCUUCCAAAAAACCAUCAACCAGCCCAUCCAAGCCGACCCCAUCUGUGUCCACAACUCCUCUCUCUUCGCUCUCCAGAACCUCCAGCCUUGGUCUGACGACUCCACCAAGAUCACCAGCGUCACCACUGUCGCCUCUGCUUGUGAAUAAGGCUGGCACCUGAUGAUGGCAUGUGCACCUUCUGCUGGUGGGACACAUGGCAUCCCUGUUUGUCCCCAGGGAAGGCUGGCACCCUGCAGUCCUCCAGCCGCUUGUGCAUCCCACGCAUCCAGCUGGG
Molecule: messenger RNA, 1152 nt
Organism: Phalacrocorax carbo (great cormorant)
Lineage: Eukaryota; Metazoa; Chordata; Aves; Suliformes; Phalacrocoracidae
Source: RefSeq, a predicted model, not a curated record